CUUGGUGCGGCUACUCUCCGUAAGUUAAAAAGGGCCUAUUCUUCUAUCGUAGCUGCAGCUACUGUGCUCAGAGUUGAGCAAGUAUAUGAUCGCAGUACGGAUGGAGUGUCUUCCCCAGGAGAUGGACGGCAGGCCCCUGACUGUGUACAAGACAGCUGCUACCAGAGGUGCCCAGACAGAAGAAACGCCGUCUCCCCACCCCUGUCGAUCAGAGUCUUCUUCGUUCAAGAUCUAUGUGGACAAUCUUCCCUGGAAAGUGAGCAACUCAAACCUGAAGCAGCUGUUCAGUUACUAUGGUGAAGUGGUCGGUGCCAAAGUUGUUUACCACCGCGGAAGAGAAGCCGGGCGCUCCCCAUUCGGUUUUGUCACGAUGGCGACGCGGCAGGAAUCGGAGAAUGCCAUUUGGCACCUCAACAAGCAGGUUUGGUGGGGACGCAAACUGCGAGUGCAAGUCGCAAGAGAGGAAGGGACACGGUGAGGGUUUUAGGUGCUGGGCUUUGCAGGUUUAGGUAGGAGCAUCAUAGCACGCGUGAUACUGGUCUAGAUUCAGAGCCUCCAUCAGCUUUCUU
Messenger RNA from Triticum dicoccoides, 569 nucleotides. RefSeq names its product 31 kDa ribonucleoprotein, chloroplastic-like. The coding region runs from base 86 to 478 and encodes 130 amino acids. Gene Ontology annotation, biological process: chloroplast rRNA processing. The transcript is spliced from 3 exons. Gene Ontology annotation, molecular function: mRNA binding. Lineage: Eukaryota; Viridiplantae; Streptophyta; Magnoliopsida; Poales; Poaceae. The record is from RefSeq and is a predicted model, not a curated record. Gene Ontology annotation, cellular component: chloroplast thylakoid membrane.